GGUUGCCAAAGACCAUAUUUUAUAGUUUUAUAUGCAUUUUUACAACUCUCUGAAAACAUUCAAGAGAGCUCAGCAACCCUCUGCUGUUUUGGGCUGUUCUUCUCCAACUCUGUUUUACUUCCAGUCACAUGCACUCUCUACCAAGACUCAGAGCACUUGCUCUCUUACACCAGAAACUAACAUCCAAUUCCCAGGUCAAACAAAUCCACGCCCAGUUGAUCAUCAAUGGCCUCAAUUCACCUUCCAUUUUGGCAAAACUAAUCCAGCAAUACUACACCCUACCAGACCCACAAAGCAUCCAAAACUAUGCCUAUUCAGUUUUCAAACACUUUGACAAACCAAACCUUUUUCUCUUCAACACUUUGAUAAGAUGCUCUCAACCCAAGGAGUCUAUUCUAGUUUUUGCUGAUUGGGUAUCAAGGGGAGACUUGGUUUUUGAUCAUUUUACUUACAUUUUCAUUCUUGGAGCUUGUGCUCGAUCUCCUUCCAUGCCAACAUUAUGGGUAGGGCGACAAACACAUGCCCAAAUGCUGAAGCGUGGUACUAUGUCUAAUAAUUUGUUGCAAACCAUUGCCAUACAUUUCUAUGCAAGUAACAAGGAUGUUAGUUCAGCAUGGAGAAUGUUUGAUAAAAUGAUAGUGAGAAACAGCAGUACCUGGAAUGUGAUGAUCAAGGGGUAUUGUUCACAGAGAGAAAUCGCCCGUGAAGCAUUGGUUUUGUUUCGAGGCAUGUUGGAAGAUGAUUGUGGAGUGAAACCAACGGAUACUACUAUGGUUUGCAUUCUUUCCGCAGCUUCUCAGUUGGGUGUAUUGGAAACUGGUGCUUGUGUUCAUGGUUAUAUUGAGAAGACAAUUCCUUUUCCAGAAAAUGAUGUGUUUAUUGGCACGGGUCUUAUCAAUAUGUACUCAAAAUGUGGAUGUCUUGACAGUGCUUUAACCAUUUUUAUGACAAUGGAAGAGAAACAUAUCUUAAUUUGGACAGCAAUGGCAACCGGGCUUGCCAUUCAUGGAAAGGGAAAAGAAGCUUUGAAGCUUUUCGAUGAAAUGGAUGCUUAUGGAGUAAAACCCAAUUCAAUGACUUUCACCAGUUUGCUUUCGGCUUGUUGCCAUGGUGGACUUGUUGAAGAAGGCCUCCAUUUUUUUUUUUUUUUUGAUAGUUUGCGGCUAAAACAGAUAAGCAAUCGUUAUGUCCUAGAAAUAAAGAUUGAGGUUUUUAACUCGAAUACAUUCGAAUUCUCCAUCAGAGUGUUUGAGUUUGUAAACUUUAUAGGCAGGACUAAAGUCUUCAACACAUCUACAGGCUAUAAGAAGAUCACCAUUAGCAGUUUCCACAAGAAUUCAUGA
Ziziphus jujuba (common jujube) is the source of this 1343-nucleotide messenger RNA. Its product is annotated as pentatricopeptide repeat-containing protein At3g18970-like. NCBI's taxonomy places the organism in Eukaryota, Viridiplantae, Streptophyta, Magnoliopsida, Rosales, Rhamnaceae. Bases 129 to 1343 code for a protein of 404 amino acids. Gene Ontology annotation, molecular function: RNA binding; protein binding. The transcript has 3 exons. Gene Ontology annotation, biological process: RNA modification. The record is from RefSeq and is a predicted model, not a curated record.